This is a messenger RNA of Lactuca sativa (garden lettuce), 1044 nucleotides long. Lineage: Eukaryota; Viridiplantae; Streptophyta; Magnoliopsida; Asterales; Asteraceae. The record is from RefSeq and is a predicted model, not a curated record.
AUGUCGAAUGUAGGAGGAGCUGCUUCGGUGAAUGUGAAGGAAGUUGGAUCCACCACAAUUGUCUGUCCCAUGCUAUCAUCAACCAACUAUACCGUUUGGGCUCUACGAAUGAAGGUAGUUUUUAAAAUCCAUAAGGCUUGGACAGUAAUUGAUCCAAGAACAGAGAAGAAUGGAAAGAAAGAUUACCUGGCGAUGGGGCUGUUGUAUCAGGCGAUCCCGGAGACUUUAAUUAUGCAAAUCGGAGAUGUGGAGUCCUUAAAGGUGUUGUGGGAUGCAAUAAAAGCCAUGUACGUGGGUGCUGACCGCGUGAAGGAGGCUAGGUUACAAACCUUGAUGGUAGAAUUCGACCGAUUAAAUAUGUCUGACUCGGAAUUGAUUCACGAUUUUACGGGAAGAUUAUCCAGAUUAGCCUCAAAAUCGGUAGCCCUUGGAGAAGUAAUUGAUGAGACAAAGCUUGUGAAGAAGUUUCUCAAUUCAUUACCGAGAUUGAAGUUCAUCCAUAUAGUUUCUUCUUUGGAACAAGUCUUGGAUCUCAAAUCAGUUGGAUUUGAAGAUGUUGUGGGAAGGCUUAAAUCUUAUGAAGAAAGGAUUGGAGAAGAGGGUGAUGACGGAGGGCAAGAACCAAAGGUUUUGUGGUCAUCGAGCAGUGGCGGCACUGGUUCAGGUGGUGGCGAUAGCUUGACUGGUGGAGCGAAGGAGAGAUCGACAAAGGGAAAAGGGAUGUCGACUGGUAAUCAUGGAUUCGAUGGGUUAUCUGGGUCAAGCGGGCCCAAAGGGAAUAAUAAUAGGGUUUCUCAAAUUAGUAAUCGGCCCAAUCACCACAAGUCUAAUUCUGAUUUAACUCAACCCAAUUCCACCAAUUGCAAAAAAUGUAAUUGUUGUUGUGACAAAAAUCAAAAAAUAGGGAAAAAGACCGAUCUAAGGUUAUUUGUUUUCGGUGUGACAAACCGGGUCACUUUUCCUCUGAAUGUCCGGAACAACUCCAAAAAAUUAAAAGAAAAUGAGUUCUCUGAAUGUGACAACAACGACGAGACCGUAUUUUAA